AUGGAGGACGCAACGGUUGUGUUGUAUCCAAACGACUUCGCGUAUUUUAAAAACACCAACUUUCAACAUCCUUCCGGUCUACUGAGAUUUAAAGUUAAGCCACCAGCCAACACUAGGCAAAUAAAGAUUCUUCAAAGUUUAUUGAAAUUCUGUGGCAGCAGUCUUCAUGGAGCCAAUCGAGCCAUCGAUUCUAACAAUCGUUUAUUGGUCCGACUAUUUUGGCUAUUAAUUGUCGUUGGAGCUUUUGUCGGUUGCUUUGUCAUGUAUUGGAAGUUAACAGGCCGCCAUCAAGAGGAAACACUUAUGACGGUUGUAGAGUCAGCUCGGAAACCUAUUCAUGAUAUAGAAUUCCCUGCCGUAGCCAUUUGUCCCUUCAAUCACAUUAACUGGAUGCGUAACAAAUCGGCUGAAGAAAAAUUUCUUCCGCAAAAUCCUACCGAACAGAUCAUUAAAAUUUUCCAUGACUUACUAGCCGCUAUGGAACGCUUGACUUUUAUAACACUCGAUGGUGUGGAAUUGUUACUGCGUAAUGCAUUUGUACCCAAGUCUUUGGAAAAUAUUAUACUCUAUGACUUGGCCCUUCAUAUGGCAUUUCGAUGUGAUGAAAUUUUUGUUUGGUGUGUUUAUGAUGAGACUCAAUUGGAUUGCUGCAAAGUAUUUAUCCACGAACGCACUGAAAGGGGUAUAUGUUUGGUCUUCAAUUCGCUGAUAUCUGAUGAGUCUAAGAUAAAACAGGUAAUUGGUUAA
Stomoxys calcitrans (stable fly) is the source of this 747-nucleotide messenger RNA. Its product is annotated as pickpocket protein 19-like. The transcript has a single exon. Bases 1 to 747 code for a protein of 248 amino acids. NCBI's taxonomy places the organism in Eukaryota, Metazoa, Arthropoda, Insecta, Diptera, Muscidae. The record is from RefSeq and is a predicted model, not a curated record. Gene Ontology annotation, molecular function: ligand-gated sodium channel activity. Gene Ontology annotation, cellular component: membrane. Gene Ontology annotation, biological process: sodium ion transmembrane transport.